AUGGAGAUAAAAACCACGGUGUUUGAUGACUGCAAGAAAGAAGGAGAAUGGAAGAUAAUGCUCUUAGAUGAAUUUACCACUAAGCUUUUGGCAUCAUGCUGCAAAAUGACAGAUCUUUUAGCAGAGGGUAUAACUGUGGUGGAGAAUAUAUAUAAGAAUCGUGAACCUGUCAGACAAAUGAAAGCUCUUUAUUUUAUCUCUCCAACAUCAAAGUCUGUAGAUUGCUUUUUACGUGAUUUUGCAAACAAGUCGGAGAGCAGAUAUAAAGCUGCAUAUAUAUACUUCACUGACUUUUGCCCUGAUAGUCUUUUUAACAAGAUUAAGGCUUCUUGCUCCAAGUCAGUAAGAAGAUGUAAAGAAAUAAAUAUUUCCUUCAUUCCACUUGAAUCUCAGGUGUAUACUCUUGAUGUACCAGAUGCGUUCUAUUAUUGUUACAGCCCAGACCCUAGUAAUGUAAACGAAAAAGAUGCCAUUAUGGAAGUGAUGGCUGAGCAGAUAGUUACAGUGUGUGCCACCCUGGAUGAAAAUCCUGGAGUAAGAUAUAAAAGCAAACCUUUAGAUAAUGCCAAUAAACUUGCACAGCUUGUUGAAAACAAACUUGAAAACUACUACAAGCUUGAUGAAAAGAGCCAAAUAAAGGGUAAAACUCAUUCCCAGCUCUUGAUAAUUGAUCGUGGCUUUGAUCCUGUGUCCACUGUCCUGCAUGAACUGACCUUUCAGGCAAUGGCAUAUGAUCUACUACCGAUUGAGAAUGAUACAUACAAGCAAACAUCACUUAGUGCUCUUACCCAACUGAUGAAAAAGAUGCCGCAUUUCCGUAAGCAGAUUACUAAGCAAGUUGUUCAUCUUAAUUUAGCAGAAGACUGCAUGAAUAAAUUCAAGCCUAAUAUAGAAAAACUCUGCAAAAGUGAGCAGGACCUGGCACUUGGAACUGAUGCAGAAGGACAGAAGGUGAAAGAUUCUAUGCGAGUACUCCUUCCAGUUCUGCUCAACAAAAACCAUGACAAUUACGACAAAAUAAGAGCAAUUCUACUUUAUAUCUUCGGUAUUAAUGGAACGACGGAAGAAAACUUGGAUAGGUUGGUCCAGAAUGUAAAGAUAGAAAAUGAGAGUGACAUGAUUCGUAACUGGAGUUACCUUGGCGUUCCCAUUGUCCCCCAAUCUCAACAGGUCAGAUCAUCAAGAAAGGAUCGAUCUGCAGAAGAAACUUUUCAGCUUUCUCGAUGGACACCUUUUAUCAAAGAUAUUAUGGAGGAUGCCAUUGAUAACAGAUUAGAUUCAAAAGAAUGGCCAUAUUGUUCCCAGUGUCCAGCAGUAUGGAAUGGCUCUGGAGCUGUGAGUGCUCGCCAGAAACCCAGAACUAAUUACUUAGAGGACCGAAAAAAUGGGUCAAAGCUGAUUAUUUUUGUAAUUGGAGGAAUUACAUAUUCUGAAAUGCGCUGUGCUUAUGAAGUUUCUCAGGCACAUAAAUCCUGCGAAGUAAUUAUUGGUUCUACGCAUAUUAUAACACCCAAAAAUCUGUUGGAUGAUAUAAAGAUGCUGAAUAAAUCCAAGGAUAAAAUCUCCUGUAUUAAAGAUGAAUAG
Messenger RNA from Chrysochloris asiatica (Cape golden mole), 1584 nucleotides. RefSeq names its product syntaxin binding protein 3 (gene STXBP3). The record is from RefSeq and is a predicted model, not a curated record. Gene Ontology annotation, cellular component: secretory granule; plasma membrane. Gene Ontology annotation, molecular function: syntaxin binding. Gene Ontology annotation, biological process: vesicle-mediated transport; intracellular protein transport; neurotransmitter secretion. The coding region runs from base 1 to 1584 and encodes 527 amino acids. The transcript is spliced from 17 exons. NCBI's taxonomy places the organism in Eukaryota, Metazoa, Chordata, Mammalia, Afrosoricida, Chrysochloridae.